AAAGGAAGGAGCCCAGUCCGAUCUUGCGGACGGCGGAUUGAUUGGGGCACAACACAACGGCACCGUGACAUAUUUCCUUCCCGGCGGCGACGGCUGGGCGAGUGGCGGCGCCCUUCGCCAGUUCUUCGUCGGACCCUUCUCUGGCGACGAGCAUCCACCAGAUUUUAGGCUCGUAAAUCACUAUGGCUCAUCAAAAGCGUGAAGGCAGCUCUACCGACGAUGAUUGUGCUUCCAAGCGCCUGAAAGGCACCGACGCUGCUUCUGAAACGGGUGGCAGUGUAGAAGGUAGUGUUUCACAAGAAACGGCUGCUGAAGUGACGAGAACCUGCCAAAAGGAAAGCGAGGUGCCAUUGGAAAAAUGCACUUCGGAUGGGAAAGCUGUUGCGAAUUCUAAGGUUUCAGGCGAGCAAAACAUGGUACUGACUGCAGUUGAGGCGGAUGCCGCGGAAGACAAGGGUUGCAGGCACACUAUGGAGGACGCCUGGGUGCUGCUCCCUAAUGCUGGUGCGGAAUCUCCAGGAAGUUUGAGAUGCGCGCAUUUUGCGAUUUAUGAUGGGCAUGGUGGUCGUUUGGCAGCAGAUUUUGCACAGAAGCAUUUGCAUCAGAAUGUCAUCGCUGCAGGAUUACCACGUGAGUUGAUGGAUGUUAAAGCUGCAAAGAAGGCCAUAAUUGAAGGUUUCCGUCGAACUGAUGAAUCCUUACUACAAGAAAGUACUAAAGGAAAUUGGCAAGAUGGUGCAACUGCUGUAUGUGUUUGGAUCUUGGGACAGAUGGUUGUAGUUGCGAAUGCUGGAGAUGCUAAAGCAGUAUUGGCUCGUUCCACUUCCACCAAUGGUGAAGGUGUGGUUGAUGACACCAAAAGCCAGCUAAAGGCUAUUGUUUUAACAAGAGAACAUAAAGCCAUCUUUCCACAGGAGCGCUCCCGAAUCCAGAAGGCCGGAGGUUCUGUUGGUUCGAAUGGAAGAUUACAAGGUCGUAUUGAAGUAUCAAGAGCUUUUGGUGAUCGCCAGUUUAAGAAGGUGGGGUUGAUUGCAACACCAGACGUCCACUCCUUUGAACUUACAAAGAAAGAUCAUUUCAUCAUUCUAGGGUGUGAUGGCUUAUGGGGAGUAUUUGGACCAAGUGAUGCUGUUGAAUUUGUUCAGAAUCAGUUGAAGGAGACCUCUUCAGCCUCACUUGCAGUGCGCCGCCUCGUGAAGGAAGCUGUUCGUGAGAGGCGAUGCAAGGAUAACUGCACUGCUGUUUUGAUAGUCUUCAAACACUAGAGAUCUAACUAAUCCUCUUCCUGUAGGCCAAAAACAAUUAGCUGACGAUGGACAAUGUUUGAACUGAAGCUAGUUGAACAAGGAACUCUUGUUUGAUUUGUUUUAGUGACAUAUUAAAACACUA
Molecule: messenger RNA, 1389 nt
Organism: Panicum hallii
Lineage: Eukaryota; Viridiplantae; Streptophyta; Magnoliopsida; Poales; Poaceae
Product: probable protein phosphatase 2C 67
Exons: 11
Coding region: 183-1265 (360 amino acids)
Biological process (GO): protein dephosphorylation
Molecular function (GO): protein serine/threonine phosphatase activity
Source: RefSeq, a predicted model, not a curated record